AUGUCGGACUGUAGUUUCAAUGUCGGACUGUACAUCGGAUGUAGUUUCGAACUCGGUUUUCGAUUUUUUUUUUCUGAAGGGUUCAAUGUGGUGCUGGCGCUGGCGAAACAACGGUCCAGUGAAUUUGGGAGCAUUGAUUUCUCGACACGCCACUGCUUCAUGAUGCUGCGUUGGAUCGUGUGCAGUCUACUUGUCUUGAUGGUCAUGACCAAGGCUCACGGCGCUUUGGCUGGUGACAAACCCAUCAUCGUGACCGAUGGGGAUGGUAAUCUCUUUAUCAAUACUUCAUCAACAAGCGGCAAUACACGGGUUUUCAUCAAUGGGGUGGAUGUACUGGGCAAACUGACUGAGCUGCGCGAAAUCUUAGUUGACCAGGGAUUUACCGCCGCACCUACAAACACACCUGUGACGUACUCGGGCACAGUUGGCUGUCAGCUGAGCAACAUGCCCUCUCAUGUCACACAUAUUGUGGGGGACGUGAACUUGGUCUCAUGCACACUGCUAACGGCCCUGGACUUGCAACUCUUUGACAAGCUUGUUCAAGUGAGCGGCUAUUUUCGUAUUGUUAGGAAUGAUGCCCUCAUCAAUGUGGAUGGCCUGGGCAAGCUCACGAGCAUUGGCGACGACGUGAUAAUUAAAGACAACAAUGCUUUGGCCAAUGUUGACGGGCUUCGGAGUCUCACAAGCGUUGGUGGCCACUUGCGGCUCAGGGACAAUGCGGGUCUAACCAACGUGGAUGCGCUUGGAAGCCUCCUGAGCGUCGGCAGCUACGUGCGGCUCAAGCAUGACAUUGCACCACUGCACACCGCCUGCCGAAACGAUCAUGUAAAAGUUGUGGAGAUGCUGUUGAAGCGCGGUGUUGAUGCUAAAUCUGAGAGCAACAAUGAUACACCACUGCAGAUUGCCUCCGUUCACGGUCAUGUAGAGAUGGUGGAGAUGCUGUUGAAGCUCAGUGUUGAUGCUGAAGCCAAAAAAAACUCUGGCUGGACACCACUGCACACUGCCUGCUAUUACGGUCGUGUCAAGGUGGUGGAGAUGCUGAUGGAGCACGGUGUUGAUGCUAAAGCCAAGGACAACGACGGCCAAACGCCGCUCCAUUCAGUCUGCAAGGCCUUCUCUCCCAGCCAAAAGGCUGUCCAGCAGCUCUUGCGGCACGGUGCCGACCCGGAUGCAAGAGACCUCGUAAGCCAAUCACUACGAUGCCGUACCUUAUUUGCUUUUCUGCUGCACCUGCGACUGAUACCUGAUGACCUGUUGUGGCAGGCGGGUGCACGACCCUUGGAUCUGCUCCUAAGCAAGAGUCGCAUCGAGCUGGAGGUGGGCCUUUUUUUCAUUUCGGUACUGAUUGCAGAGACAAGCUCGCUCACCGAUGAAUUUGUCUUGCUUUAUAGCUGGUGGCAGAGCUGUUGGGCGCAACCCAACUGCUUUGCUCCUACCAAACUUCGAAUCCCAAUGGUGCGAACCUGA
This is a messenger RNA of Monosiga brevicollis MX1, 1467 nucleotides long. RefSeq lists its product as uncharacterized. The transcript is spliced from 8 exons. Gene Ontology annotation, molecular function: protein binding. Bases 1 to 1467 code for a protein of 488 amino acids. Lineage: Eukaryota; Choanoflagellata; Craspedida; Salpingoecidae. The record is from RefSeq and is a predicted model, not a curated record. Gene Ontology annotation, cellular component: plasma membrane; cell wall.